This is a messenger RNA of Echinops telfairi (small Madagascar hedgehog), 5092 nucleotides long. It is a transcript of the gene CORIN, whose product is annotated as corin, serine peptidase. Gene Ontology annotation, molecular function: protein binding; serine-type endopeptidase activity. The record is from RefSeq and is a predicted model, not a curated record. Gene Ontology annotation, biological process: regulation of blood pressure; acrosome reaction; peptide hormone processing. The transcript is spliced from 21 exons. Lineage: Eukaryota; Metazoa; Chordata; Mammalia; Afrosoricida; Tenrecidae. Bases 140 to 3037 code for a protein of 965 amino acids. Gene Ontology annotation, cellular component: membrane.
AAAUGUGGGGCCGCUGCCCCUUGAAGUUCAACUUGCUUCUUGACGGAGUGGGAAGCAGUGCAUCCGUAUUGCCGCAGCCAGGGGCAAGGCGAGGAGAGAGAGGUGACCCAGACCUGAGUGGCCUGAGGAACAGCAAGGCAUGUUCUCCACAAAGCAGUCCCCGGAGCUCGCUCCGGAAGAGCGCCACCACCCCCCCUCCGGGGCUCCAGAGCCGGUCCUGGGAGCUGAUGAUGAUAACAUGAGUGAUGGAUGCUCUCAGAAGCUGGCAAUUGCUAAGUAUUUCCGAUUUCUACUGCUGGUCCUGAUUCCAUGCAUCUGUGCCCUCACGGUCCUGCUGAUCAUCCUCCUCUCCUUUCUUGGAACGUUAAAAAAACCCUAUUUGAAAUCAGAUGGGAGGGAGCCUUUGGUCACUGAUGGUGAAGUCCAAGUGCCUGAUGUUCACCUUGAAUAUUCCAUGGAGAAGAGCACUGUACAUCCCACCCAACACAUUCCAGAUGGGGCCGCAAAUGCUUCUCUCCCCGGGGACCCAAAUUACAGAAGCACAAGUGCCUGCUUGAAUAUCACCCACAGCCAAUGUCAGAUGCUGCCCUACCGCACCACACUGACACCUUUCUUACCAGCCACCAGAAACACGGAAGUGGAGAAGUUCCUCAAGUUCAUCACCUACCUCCACCGCCUCAGUUGCUAUCAACAUAUCAUGCUUUUUGGCUGCAGCCUGGUGUUCCCGGAGUGCGUCAGUGAUGGUGAUGAGAGUCAUGGCCUCCUGCCUUGCAGGUCCUUCUGUGAGGCUGCAAAGGAGGGCUGUGAAUCAGUCCUGGGGAUGGUGAACUCCUCUUGGCCUGAUUUCCUCACAUGCUCCCAGUUCAGGAACCAAACAGAAAGCAGCAACAGCAGCAGGAUUUGCUUCUCACCGCAGAACGAGAAAGGAAAGCAAUGGCUCUGCGGAGGUGGCCAGCGCUUUCUGUGUGCCAGCGGCAUCUGUGUCUCCAGGAACCUGCAGUGUAACGGCUACAAUGACUGCGGGGACUGGAGCGACGAGGCUCACUGCAACUGCAGUGAGAAGCUCUUUCGCUGUGACACAGGCAAGUGCCUUAAUCUAAGCCUGGUGUGUGACGGCUAUGAUGACUGUGGGGACCUGAGCGAUGAGCAGAACUGCGAUUGCAACCCCACCAAGGAGCAUCGCUGUGGAGACGGGCGCUGCAUCUCCAUCGAGUGGGUGUGUGAUGGCGACCAUGACUGUGUGGAUAAGUCCGACGAGGCCAAUUGCUCCUGCCACAGCCAGGGUCUGGUGGAGUGCAGAAAUGGCCAGUGCAUCCCCAGCACGUUCCAGUGUGAUGGAGAGGAAGACUGUAAGGAUGGGAGUGAUGAAGAGAACUGCAGUGACAGUCUGACCCCAUGUCAAGAAGAGGACCAAGGUUGCUUCUACAACUCCUGCCUCGAUCCCUGCGGGGGACCCUCGCCCUGUGCCCCCAGCACCGGUCCGAAUAACUGUAGUAAGGCUCUCUGCGAGCACUCCAAAGAACGCUGCGAGGCUGUGCUGGCCGUCGUGGGUUUGCAGUGGCCUGAAGACACACAGUGCAGUCAGUUUCCAGAGGAGAAUGCCGACAACCGCACCUGCCUGAUGCCUGAUGAAGACGUGGAAGAGUGCUCACCUAGCCACUUCAAGUGUCGCUCUGGACGAUGUGUUGUGGCGUCCAGAAGAUGUGAUGGCGACGCUGACUGUGAUGAUGACAGCGAUGAAGAAAACUGUGGUUGCAAAGAGAGGGAUCUUUGGGAAUGUCCGUCUAAUAAGCAAUGUUUGAAGCACUCGGUGAUAUGUGAUGGCUUCCCAGACUGCCCUGAUAGCCUGGACGAGAAAAACUGCUCAUUUUGCCAAGGUGAUGAACUGGAAUGUGCCAAUCACGACUGUGUGUCACGCAGACUGUGGUGUGAUGGCCAGCCAGACUGUUCGGACAGUUCGGAUGAGUGGGACUGCGUGACCCUCUGGAAGAAUGUGAAUGCCUCUUCGUUUCUGACUGUGCACAGAUCUGCCACGGCGCACCACGUGUGUGCGGACGGCUGGCAGGAGGCACUGAGUCAGCGGGCCUGCAGGCAGAUGGGUUUAGGAGGGGCAUCUGUGACAGCGUCAAUACAGGAACAGCUGCGAGACUGGCCGUGGCUGACCUUACAUUCCAACUGGGAGGACCUUCAUGGGAUCACCGUGCAGGGGCUGCUGGUGGAAGGGCAGUCUUGCCAGAGCAGCAGUGCGGUUUCCCUCCUGUGCACUGAACAAGACUGUGGGCGCCGCCCUGCUGCCCGAAUGAACAAGAGGAUCCUGGGUGGUCGGACGAGUCGCCCCGGAAGGUGGCCAUGGCAGUGUUCCCUGCAGAGUGACCCGAGUGGGCACAUUUGUGGCUGUGUUCUCAUUGCCAAAAAGUGGGUCUUGACGGUCGCCCACUGUUUCGAGGGGAGAGAAAACCCUGCGGUCUGGAAAGUGGUGCUGGGCCUCAACCAUCUGGACCACCCUUCGGCCUUCAUGCAGGUGUACCACGUCAAGACCGUCAUCGUCCACCCCCGCUACAGCCGAGCAGUGGUGGACUAUGACAUCAGCAUCGUGGAACUGAGCAGAGACAUCCAUCAGACAAGCUACGUGCGGCCCGUCUGCUUACCCUGCACGGAUCAGUCUGUCGAACCUGAUACAUACUGCUAUAUCACAGGCUGGGGGCACAUGGGCCACAAAAUGCCUUUUAAAUUGCAAGAGGGAGAGGUCCGCAUAAUUUCCCAGGAAGAGUGCCAGUCUUAUUUUGACAUGAAGACCAUCACCCCGCGGAUGCUAUGUGCCGGCUAUGAGUCCGGCACAGUGGACUCGUGCAUGGGUGACAGCGGUGGUCCCCUUGUUUGUGAGCGGCCUGGAGGACAGUGGACAUUAUUUGGUUUAACUUCAUGGGGCUCUGUCUGCUUUUCCAAAGUCCUGGGUCCCGGAGUUUAUAGCAACGUGUCAUACUUCGUCGAAUGGAUUGAGAGACAAAUAUACACCCACACCUUUCUCCUAAACUAAUUCCCAAGAUGACCGAAGAUUUUCGCCUAGCCAACUCGGAGUGAAUGGCCUUGGUGGAGUGGAGGGCUUCCUGCAGUAACGCGGACCAGAGCCCUGCGCACGAUGGGGAAUGCUUGCAAGUGCACUGUAAACUUCCAUGUUUGUUCCAGUCUAACUUUAUUCAUCGCUUUACUUUUAUUUUACUUCAUUCAAGGAAAGGCUUUCCAAAAGACAGACAAAGCAGCUCUUUUCCCUUGGCCAGGCUGCAGCAAGGAAUUAUCAGCUCCAGAGUGGUUUGAAGCGAGUGUCACAAGCCAGGGACUGCUUCUUGAUACCCUAUCACACACGAAAAGGAUGUCGAGAUGCACGCCGGCUCGUCUGCCAGCUUGUGUCUCAAACAGGAUAGCAGAGUGGCUCAUUUCAAUCGGACGGUGGAGGCUUGCUUUCUGAAGAGCCAGGCUUUAUACAUGCUUCUUUCGUCAUAGUUUUCCAACUUUUCUGUAGUUUUGAGAGGCCACGAAAGCCAGUCAGAGGUCAGAAAGCAGCAGCAUCCAUUUAGGUAGCGGAAACUGCGGCCAAAGCUCUUUAGCAACACUGGGCACGUUUCCAUUUUGGAGUUGUGUCAACGUGGCCAACCCAUUCCUGUCGAGCUAUGUGUACCUAGAUCAUGCCCCACAGCUGAGGUCGAUGCGGUUGGAGAUUUACACCACUUGGUCAAUGUUCUGGGGGAAAUGUGCUCCCCUAUGAGAUGAUGGAGGGAGCGCUGCUGGAGCAGUGGCUAUGCAGCUCUGCUGCUCGUGGCAAGGUCGGUGGUUUGAAUCCACCAGCGGCCCUUGUUGAAAAGAACGGGCAAUCUGCACCACCACCACCAUCACCACCCUCCAGCCCCUAAAGCUUACAGGCAUACCCUGGCUUAAUGAGCUUUGCAGAAACCGCGUUUUGUGGUGGUUGUUUUUACACACCGAAGGUUUGUGGCAACCCUGUGUGUUGAACAUUCCCCGCACCCCACCCCCACCCCCACCCCAUGCACUCACGCCACGUCUCUGUGUCUCAUUUUGGUCAUCCUUGCAAAAGUUCAACCUUUUCCAUCAUGCUUUUGCAUAUUCAAUAGACUAUAAUAUAGUGUAAACCCCCCAAAGUAGUGUGGCUCACUUUAUUGUCCUAUUGGCUGGAUUGCUUUAGUCUGGAGCCCAUCUUGCAAUAUCCCCAAAGCAUGCCUGGACAGCCAUGCACACCCUAUGGGGCAGCUCUACUCUGUCCCUUACGGUGACUGUAAGUCAGAAUCAAAUCAACGGCCGGCCCACAGCGAUGGCCGCCUUGACGUGGUGUGGAGAGUAGACUGCGCAGGGAGCCAGGCUUGCUGCAGGCCAAACAGAUGCAAACUUUUAAAGAGCAAGAAUGAAAUUGCACUGCACACCCCUACUGCUCUGUUUCCAGGUUGCCUGGGUUCACCUCUGCUAACAAAGUCACAGAAAUGUCUCUGGACCCACGGUUGAAUUUCGCCCACAGACAAACAUUUCGUAAUUUUCUUCGAUGGAAGUUUAACAUCUGGUGUCGCCACUGCAUUGUAAUCAUUCAAACAAAAAAAAAUUUUUUUAAUGCUUUUAAGCACUAGGUCACUUUACACAUAGCACGUAGUGGUUCCAGUCUUUUCCCACCCAAAGGCUGCAAAACCCAAAUCUCCACAUCGCCCUAACUGACUUUGCAGAGGUUUCUUCGGGCCAUCCAAAUGCUUCAUGGGCCCGCUGGACUCUGCAUACCGUCCACCAGCAACCCGGAUGGCCUCAGCACCCCACGGAAAGACUACCUGCAAUUUUGUACACAUAUUUUUGUACUCUUUUUCUAUGCGUACACAUCUUUGAAGUUCAAAUUAUUGUCCUGAAACUUAAAAUUGUGUUGGUCUCCUCUCUUGCAGUUUGCAAGUGUGAGACUUCAGCAACUGGGCGGUGGCCACCCCAAUUGUAUGAAAGCUUAAGAACAUAGAUCGGCUUUGUUAGAAUUGUAGGUACCCUGGCUAACGUAACAAUGUUAGUCUUGCUCAACUUCUGUUCACUUAAAUAUACGUAUUGUACUCAC